Molecule: messenger RNA, 657 nt
Organism: Nakaseomyces glabratus
Lineage: Eukaryota; Fungi; Ascomycota; Saccharomycetes; Saccharomycetales; Saccharomycetaceae
Gene: SBA1
Product: Hsp90 cochaperone SBA1
Biological process (GO): protein folding; chaperone-mediated protein complex assembly
Cellular component (GO): cytosol; nucleus
Molecular function (GO): Hsp90 protein binding; protein-folding chaperone binding
Source: RefSeq, a predicted model, not a curated record
AUGUCCAAAGUAUUGACACCUGAAGUUGCGUGGGCGCAGAGGUCCAGCGAGAGCGAUGCUGAGAAGAACUACCUGUUGAUUACUGUUAGUAUUCCAGAUUGCGAGUCUCCUGAGGUUAAGAUUGAAGCUGGUUCUUUGGAUCUGGAGGCGCAAUCUCGUGGACAUGUUGGCGAUGAGCACAAGCACACUUACAAGCUGCACAUUGACUUCUACAAGGACAUUGUUCCGGAGAAGUCUCUACACAAGAUUGCCAAUGGCCAGCACUACUUCCUGAAGUUGUUCAAGAAGGACCUGGAGCUAGAGUACUGGCCACGUUUGACCAAGGAGAAGAUCAAGUACUCCAACAUCAAGACCGAUUUCGACAAGUGGGUUGACGAGGACGAGCAAGAGACCGCCGCUGACACCGGUAUGCCAGGCGACAUGGACUUCAGCCAGUUGAUGGGCGGCAUGGGCGGUGCCGGCAUGGGUGGCAUGGGCGACAUGGGCGGAAUGCCCGGCAUGGGCGGAAUGGGCGGCCCAGGUGGUCCAAGCAUGGAACAACUGCAGAGCAUGCUAAGCCAACAAGGCGGUCUAGGCGGUUUAGGCGGUGAAGAUCUAGGAGACUUCGGUGGAGAAGAUGAGGAUGAGGAAGAGAUCGAGGAGAUCAAGAAAGAUUGA